AUGGGUACUAUCGACUCUUGGUCAUCGAUUGAGGCAAUCAUAAGACAACGUUUGGAAUUGAAUGAAAUUGAUCGACGUUAUUGUGCCGUAUGUGGUCGACAAGGUCCAUCAUUGUCACGUUGUUUCGGUUGUCAGAUGGUUUAUUAUUGUGGUGAAGAACAUCAAAUUGAAGAUUGGUCUAAAGAACAUGCUCAAAACUGUACACAAUUAGAAUGGGUUGCAUUAGGAGAAUUUAUUCAAGCUUUACCAGCUCAACCACCAUUACCAAAUGUUGGUGAUAAAUGGCCAUUAUCAUUAAAAGAAAUUAACAAUUGGAAAAGUUGGUUUUCUAUACGAACAAAUAUUGUUAAUUUAGCUAAUAAUACAGCAAAUGUUUUGAAAAAUCUUAUACAUUUAACUGAUAAACGACAGCCAACUCAUCAAAAUGCAAUUGAUGGUCUACUUGCAGCGGUAACUGACCUUUUAACGCAUGUUCUUACGAUCGGCAAGGCUGUAGUUUAUUUUGGCCUUCAACCAAAUAUUCGUCCUCUUGUCAUUCAUAUACUUAGUGGUUUUAACAAAAUUGAUCUUGUUGGUAACAACCAAUCAUCACCAAAUUUACCCGCUCGUUUUCAUGAACUACUCAAUAUGUUUCCCGAUAAUAAAGGUGUUGAACUAGUCAUUGUGAUUGGUGACGAUAAUCAAGACGACACAGACGACUCGUCUAUACCACAUGCCAAGCUCAAACCCGAUAGAUUGAUUAUAACAACUACCGGCAAAGGUCGUCUUCUUGACACAUUUGAAGAAAAACGUUUACAGCAAUCAAUAGCUGAUCUUCUUGUUUAUUUUAAUGCUGCACAUCUUUUCCUGCCAUCGAAUAUAGAACAAUUAAAAUCAAUGCUGAGUAGACAACGUCCAACAUUAUUAACAUUUGAAGAUCAAGAAGAAUUUCAUCAAGCACAAAGAUAUUUAUCAACAAAAAGUGUUAAUGUUCAACAUGCAGGAUCUAAUCAAUUUAGUUCAUUGAUUAUUCGACAACGUCCAAACAAACCAAAUGCAACCUAUUCAACAAAUAGCUAUCAAAUAUUAUUAAAUACAAUGACUAUUAGUAGUACUGCUGAGAGAAAUGAUGAAAGUUCUUCAUUAUUAUCUCAUCAACGUUCUCAUCAAUCUUCCAUUGGAAUCCAACAUGGUCAUUCACAACAGCAACAACAACAACUCAAUCCCGGUCUGAAACAGGUCAAUGUUUCGACCGCGAACACGAUUACUACUGUUCAACCAUUGGUACGAUCAAAUAAUAAUAUACGUCAACCUACUCUAGUACAACGACGGCAUCAUUCUCCACCUACAUCAAUAUUAACAUCUCCUGCUAUUAAUACAACGACAUCAUAUCGUGCAACAAAUCCAACAACUGCUGAGAUGAUGACUACUACUGAAAUAAUCAGAAAUGAUCAUAAACCUCAACCAAAACCACGUUUAUCUCUAGUCAAAACAACGGAUAAUGAUACAGAUGUAACAAAAUCACAAAUAAAUGGUAAUCUUGUUCAACGUAUUAAACCAUUUUUUGAACAAUCAUCAACAAUAUCAUCACAAGAACCGAAAGUUAUCAAACAAGAGCGUCAAUCUGUUUCAAUUCCUUAUACAUAUCAAAAAGAAAAUAAUACCAAAGCCACAUGUCUUGAUGAUAUUAUUUCAUCCAAAACUGUAUAUGCCACGUCGUCACCACUGCCAUCACAACGAGUAGAAACUUAUACCAAUGGACGAAUUGUAACAAGUAGUGCAAUUAUUUCUUCACCAUCUUCAAUUGAAAUACCAUAUGAUGAACGUAUGACAAAGACCAAUACAGUUAACACUUUAAAUAUUUCUAAACCAACAAUUGAACGUCGUACUGAUGAACGAACAAUAAAAAUUACUACGAAUAGUGGUUCUUCGUCAUCGACAAUGCCAAUGGAAAUUCAUCACGAUCAACGAACUGUAAUGAGUGCUACUACUAUCGCUUCACCUCCUCCAUCAUCAUCACCAUUGUCAUCAUCCAUCGAGAAUCGUUCUAAUGAAAGAAUUGUCACAGCUACUAUUGUUAAUAUUUCACCAACGCUAUCACAACCAAUUGAAACUCACAUUGACAAAUCAACUGCUGUAAUGUCUAUCAUGAAAUCAAAUUCUCCACCACCACCACCACGACCACCAUUACCAGUCUCAACAUCGUCAUCUACUAAUAAUGAAAUAAUUUAUACUGAAGUCAUUAAAAAUCGUGAACGACCUUUAUCAUCUCAUCAUAAUGAUCUUGUAAAAUCUACUGUAAGUCCUUCUCGUUCAUUUAUUAUCCCAACUAAAUCACCAAGUAUUUCAUUAAAAAAUCCAUCAUUUAAUAUUCAGCGACCAUCUCGAUCACAAACAACAAAUAAUUUUAUAUCACAUAAUAAUAAAUCUAGAGCACCUAUUCAAUCAAUGAUGACACCUGAUCGAAUAAGUCUUUAUUCACAACGAAGUAAUAAACAAUCGGAUAUGGGUGUAACAAUAAAAAAUUUAUCUGAAUGUAUUGAUCGUGUUGGUGUUGUAUUUGAUGAAACAAAUCGUCGAAAUGAUGUACCAUCAACUGGUUUAACAACAGUAGAUCUUAUUCGUGAACAAUUAUCAAAUUCAUCGACAUCGAAAUCAUCUGGAUCUUUAUUAGAUAAAUUAUAUAAAUCGAACAGUAGUACUCGUUUAUCAACAUCAUCAUCAUCACGUGCAUCAAUGAGUAUAGCUUCUCCACGAUCAAAAUCUCAACAAGCAACAAAAACUCAUCAUGAACAACCUCCAGCAUCUAAACUAACUCCAACAACAAUCCCAACAACAACAUCACCGCCAUCAUCAACAGCUCAAUCAAUACGACGAACUGUUGGUGUCUUUCUUCCACUUACACCAAAAAAUCAUCAUGAAUCUGAACAAACAAAUUUAACCACAUCCGAACAAUCACCAGCAUUACUUUAUCAAAAUCUUGAACCACAUAAUUCAAAUUCAUCUCCUACUCAAAUUCUCGACUAUACACUUAAACAGCAUUCUGGUCCAGUAUGUAUUGGUAUACCAAAACCAUUUCGAAAACCAACUGCAAUUAUUGAACCAUCGCCUGUUGUAACAUCACCAAUAAGAAAUAUAUCUGAACCAAAUUAUAUUAAUCUUACACAUCAAGAUGAACAUAUUUAUACAAAUGAAAAUAGUACAGGAUUAACCGGUAGUAGUAAUUCAAAUUCCUAUACAAGUAAAACAUCAAGUAUAUAUUCAACAUCAGAUAAACAAAAUUUAAUAACAAGUUCUGAAACUCAUUAUGCAAUGUCUCAUAUACCAUCAACACAACAAGAACAAUCAGUUGAAUAUGAUUCAUUUGAUGAUGAAUUAGCUAUUGAUGAUAUUGCUAAAAUAGAAAAAUCUCCUCAUUCACAUGAUAAUACAGAUAAUGAUUCAUUUGAUGAUGAUGAUGAUGAUAAUGAUGAUAAUAAUAAUAAUAAUAAUAAUCAGUUAUCAAAUAAUCAAUCAAUAUCAUCAAAAAAUUCAUCAAAAAAUUUUUUUCGUUCAACAUUAAAUCGUUUAACACGAUCAAAUAAAUCUUUAGAACGUCUUAAUAAUGAAACAGUAACAAAUGAUUGUAUACAAGAAUUAAAUCCAUCCAAUAUAAUUGAUACGAAAACAAAAAAAACACUUCGUAGCAUAAAAGCACGACGUGAAGCUAAAAAAACUGGUAAUCUUUUAAUAACAUAUACAGGUGAUGAUGAUACAACAUCAAUUGAUUCUAAUUGCUCAACACAAACAUCAACAAGUUUGAAUAAAACAAUAACAACAAAAUCAUCAAAUAACCGUUUUCGUUUAUUUCGUCGUAAAAUUGAAAAAGAAUUUGCUAGUGACACUGAAGCUGAAAAACAUCAAACUGAACAACGACGAAAAAAAUGGAAUAAAAAAAUUCUUAAUGAUACAGCUAAUGAAUUGAAAACAAAACGUUUAUUAAUGAUGAGUGAUGAUGAUGAUGAUACUCAUAAUAAUAAUAAUAAUAAUGAUGAUGAUGAUGAAAAUAAUCAAAAUUUAAAUCAACAAAUAAAACAAAAUUUCAUUAAUGAUGAAACACAUAUUUAUGAUCAUAUUAUUAAUGAUGAAAUAAAUAAUAAUAAUAAUAAUAAUACUUUAUCUCGUAUGGGUAAAUUAUCACAUGAAACACAUUUAAAAUCUCCAACAAUAACACUUGAUGAAAUACGUUCAGAAAUUCAAGCUGAAAUAGCUGCACGACAAGAUAUACAAAUAAAUAAUCAAUCAAUACAAUCAUCAAAUUUUAAUUUACAAAAAAAACGUUCAAAAUCAGUUACAUUUCUUGAUGAAUUACUUGCUGAUGAUCCUAACCAACAACAACACCAACAACAACAAUUACAUAUGAUUACAAAAAAUGAUUUACAAAUAAAACCAUCAACAACAAUAAAACGUAUUGAAAAAGGUGAUGCACGAUCUAUAUGUGGUGCUUUAACGGGUACCGGACCUAUACGUGGUAUUAUUAAAGCAGCAAAUAAUGAUAUUACUGGUACAACAGCACCUGUAUCACCAUCAGCAGCAGCAGCUAUUUAUUUAAGUGGAACAACAAUUGAUACACGAUGUACAUCACCGAAAAUUAAUGAACGUACACAUCGACCACUUUCUACAUAUACAGUUGGUUCAGCUCGUUUUUAUGAUGGUGCACCAGUAGUACCAUCAACUCCUGCACCUGCACCACCUCUUCCAAGUCAUUCUUUUAAUCAAAAUAAUAACAACAAUAAUAAUAAUAAUAUACCAAAUCAUCGACCAAUAUUAAAUAAUUCUUCUCAUCAUUCAACAUCGAGUAAUGCUCAUUAUAAACGACCAACAGCAAAAGUUAGUCCGUUUCAAGCAAAAUCUCCUAAUGAAUCAUCAUCAUCAUCACCUAUAUCUGUAAGUAAACAGACAGCAUUAUCAUCAACAUCAAAGAAGUCAAUGCGACCAUCUACACAUAGAAAUAUGCAAACGUCACAUGAUAUAACUAAUGUAGCAAUAUCAUCGGUUAGUGAUGGUGUUGGCGGUGUAUCAAAACGAUUACAGUCCAAUUUCUAG
Molecule: messenger RNA, 5064 nt
Organism: Rotaria sp. Silwood2
Lineage: Eukaryota; Metazoa; Rotifera; Eurotatoria; Philodinida; Philodinidae
Source: the annotation of a GenBank genome assembly